AUGUCAGGGAAGGCUCAAAAGGCUGGUUUGAAAGAGUUGCAAAAGGUCCUUCAAAGUGUGUUAAAUGAUAAAAGCAUUGAGGUAGAAAGUGUUUAUGAUGGGAAAAGUCUGAUGAAAAGGAUGUUGUGUAGUAGAAAGGUUCUGCUUGUUCUAGAUGACGUGGAUGAUACUGAGCAACUUGAGGCGUUAGCUGGUAAACCUAGUGUAGAAUCAUCACUACAACAAGGAAUAAGCAACCUGUUAUCGCAUGAGGAAGCAAUUUGCCUCUUCAGCAGGUAUGCAUUUGGGAGAGAGUCUCCGAAUCAAGGGUAUGAUGAGCUAUCCAGGAUGGUUGUACGUUAUGCCAAUGGUCUUCCCUUAACAAUCAAAGUUUUGGGUUCACAUCUUUGCGGUAGAAGUGAGCAUGAAUGGGUAGAUGCCAUAAAAAGACUAAAAACAAUUCCGUUGAAGGAAACUUUGGAUAAACUGGAACUAAGCUAUAUUGGUCUAGAUAAUGAUCAAAAAGAAAUAUUUUUGGAUAUUGCAUGCAUACUUAAAGGUGCCACGAAGCAGAAUGCAAUCAGAAUACUCGAAAGUUGCGGAUUUCAUGCUGAGAUUGGUUUAAGUGUUCUUGAACAAAAAUCUUUGAUAACCAUAUCUGAGGUUGACAACUAUGGUGAAGUUGUUGAGAUGUUGUUCAUGAAUGAUCAUCUAGAAGAAUUGGGCAGGAAUAUUGUUAGGCGUUUACACCCCCAUGAGCCCAGGAGACAUACUCGAUUAUGGAUUGAUGAGGAAAUUAUAGAUAUACUGGUUAUAAAUGAUUCGGGUACCGAAGAAACACUAUGUAUAAAACUCAAGCGUAUAGACCUCAAUCCAGCAAUUAUUAUGAAAGGUCUUGGAAAGAUGAAGGAACUUAGAUUGCUUUAUGUGGAGGAUGUAUAUGUCACAGAAGAACUUGACAAAGGUAGCCAAUGCUUACCAGAUGCUUUACAAUAUCUUUAUUGGCGUCCGUACCCUUUUUGUUUUCUACCUAAAACUUUUCAUGCAAAAAAGCUAGUCAACCUAGAAAUGGCUUGGAGCAAUAUCACUGAACUUUGGCAAGGGGAAGAAAGAAAGGUUCUUAAUAAGCUUAAAUUCCUUGAUCUCCAUGGUUCAAAGUUGAGAACCUUUGACCUUAUGCUGACUCCAGAUCUCCAGGAGUUAAAUCUUGAAGAAUGCGAUCACCUUUUCGAACUCCACAUGCCCGUUAAAUGUCUGAACCUCAAAUUCCUCAACCUCAGUUAUUCUAAAGUGAGUAAUAUCAACCUUUGGAUGACUCCACAUCUGGAGCUUUUAGAUCUCAGAGGAUGUUCUGACUUUGUAGAACUACAAAUGCCCGUUGAAUGUCCGAACCUCAAAAUCCUCGAUCUCAGUUGUUCUAAGGUGGCUAACCUUAACCUUGGGAUGACUCCACAUCUCGAGAAGUUAGAUCUUGGAGGAUGUGUUGACUUUGUAGAACUCCACAUGCCUGUUGAAUGUUUGGACCUCAAAAUCCUCACCCUCCAUGUAACUAAGGUGGGUAACCUAAACCUCGGGAUGACUCCAAAUCUCGAGAUGUUAGAUCUUGAUGCAUGUAAUGAGUUCGAACUCCACAUGCCAGUUGAAUGUCCAAAGCUCAUAUACCUUAAAAUCAGAGGUUCUAAGGUGAGUAAUCUUAACCUUGAGCUGACUCCAAAUCUUGAGACAUUAGAUCUUUCAAAAUGUUAUUGUCUUCUAAAAAUUCAUGCUCCAGUUGGAUGUCUAAAAAAGCUUGCCUACUUUAGCUUAGACACUCACUCAAAUUUUAAAAGUUUCCAGGUUCAUGAAUGGUAUAACUCAGCUGAGCUUUAUUCUAUAGCUACAUCAUAUAUAAAGGCAGAGUGCAUACAUAUAUGCCCACUACACCCUAAUAAUAAAUUGCCAAAUUUUGGGUUUGAUUGUGAAACAGAUGAACCUGGAUACUCAUGGAUGGGAAAUAUUGAGAAGCUUAUUUAUUCAGGUCUAUGCCCUUGCAAAAAUCUUGAGUAUUGGUCCGCAACUAUUUGUGGUUUACAACAUUUAAGAGGGCUUUCACUUGAUGGCAGUAUUCCUGAGGAUCUGUGGCAGUUAGAAAGCUUAGAGAAGCUUUCUUUGAAUAUGGUAGAGAUUCGGCAUCUUCCAGAUAGCAUUUGUAUGUUGAAGCAUCUAAAAUCACUUGAAAUUAGUAAUUGUUUGCUUAUUGAGCAGUUACCAGAAGAGAUAUGCAGAUUAGAGUGUUUAGAGGAGUUAUACCUAUGUUCUUGCACAUCCUUACGAGAUAUUCCGAAUAGCAUAUGUAAAAUGAAAUGGUUAAAAUAUUUACGUGUCGUUGGUUGUGAUAAAGUUGAGAAAUUGCCAGAGAAACUUGGAUGUUUAAAAUAUUUAGAGAAGUUAGAAUUAGGGAGGUGUAAAUCUUUACAAGGCAUUCCAAACAGCAUAUGUGAGAUGAAAUGUCUAAAACGUUUAGAUCUAUCCAGCUGUGAUCAAGUUGAGAAUUUGCCAGAGGAAAUUGGGUGUUUAGAAUGUUUGAAAGAGUUGAAUAUAUUCAGUGAGGGCAUAAGUCGCCUUCGUCUUCCACAGAGCAUAUUUCAGUUGAAAGGUCUGCGGAUUACUGGGUCAAGAGAGCAGCUUCAGUCAUAUGGUUUUACAUCCUUCACUGAGUCAUACCCAGGAUCCCUUAACUUCUACGCAGUAGAGCUGUGAAAAGAGAUAGGCACUCACAAGUAUUAAAAGUCCAGUCUUUGGAUA
Helianthus annuus (common sunflower) is the source of this 2763-nucleotide messenger RNA. RefSeq names its product disease resistance protein RPV1. The record is from RefSeq and is a predicted model, not a curated record. Bases 1 to 2718 code for a protein of 905 amino acids. The transcript has 4 exons. Gene Ontology annotation, molecular function: ADP binding; protein binding. Gene Ontology annotation, biological process: defense response. Lineage: Eukaryota; Viridiplantae; Streptophyta; Magnoliopsida; Asterales; Asteraceae.